AUGUCUGCCUCACCAGAAGUACCGGCAUCUUUCCUGCAGGAGCGCACCUCUUGCUCGCCCAGCUCUACUCCGUCAAGCCUUGAGACGGAAGCCAAGCAUGACAGCGACAGCCAGAAAGACCAGGCGGAAAAGAAUGAAGAAACUCAAAUCGAAGAAACAGAAACCCUCGCACCCAGGUCGCAACCUGAUGAACCUGAACAAGAUGAACUGAAAUCUGCACCACCACUCCCCGAUGAAGCUCCGCCACCACUUCCCGCCGAGGCUCCGCCCGCAAAGCCCGAGGACGAUGGGUGGGAACCUGCAUGGGAUGCCACUGCAGGGGCAUAUUACUUUUAUAACCGCUUCACUGGAGUUUCACAGUGGGAAAACCCCCGCGUCCCAGAGGUCCCAGCGGCACCCGGCACAGAAGAUAGCCACCCAAGCGCAGCUCCAAAAAAGGAACCUGUACUUGGGGGCUACAAUCCCGCGAUCCACGGGAACUAUGACCCCACCGCAUCGUAUGCGCAAUAUCACGAAGAGCCAGCACAACCCACGACCGCAGUCAGCUUCGAUCCCGCCGCAGCCUAUGCAGCCACUGGCACAUUCAACCGCUUCACUGGACGGUGGCAAGCCGAGGCAAUUAAUCCAGAAAAUCACAAUGAUGAGAACAAGUCUCGACGACAGAUGAAUGCCUUCUUCGACGUUGACGCUGCGGCAAAUAGUCAUGACGGUCGGAGCUUGCGCGCGGAGCGCAGUGCUAAGAAAUUGACGAAGCAAGAGUUGAAAAAGUUCAAGGAGAAGCGUCGUGAAAAGAAAGAGGAGAAGAGGCGGGCAUGGCUAAGGGAUUAG
Messenger RNA from Penicillium digitatum Pd1, 828 nucleotides. Its product is annotated as WW/Rsp5/WWP. The record is from RefSeq and is a predicted model, not a curated record. NCBI's taxonomy places the organism in Eukaryota, Fungi, Ascomycota, Eurotiomycetes, Eurotiales, Aspergillaceae. Gene Ontology annotation, molecular function: protein binding.